Messenger RNA from Glossina fuscipes, 4086 nucleotides. RefSeq names its product polycomb protein PHO. The transcript is spliced from 5 exons. The record is from RefSeq and is a predicted model, not a curated record. Gene Ontology annotation, molecular function: DNA-binding transcription factor activity, RNA polymerase II-specific; RNA polymerase II cis-regulatory region sequence-specific DNA binding. The coding region runs from base 1006 to 2973 and encodes 655 amino acids. Gene Ontology annotation, biological process: regulation of transcription by RNA polymerase II. Gene Ontology annotation, cellular component: transcription regulator complex; PcG protein complex. Lineage: Eukaryota; Metazoa; Arthropoda; Insecta; Diptera; Glossinidae.
GAAAUGAAAAUUGUUGAUUGAUUGCGAGCAUUAUGCGUAUUCCGAUUGAUGAUUGUUUUCUGGUCCAAAUGCAUGUUUAAAGAUUUUGUAUGGCACUUCCCUUGCUGUGCGUUUUCAUUUGAUAAAUGCUACGUAUAUUUAAGGGAAAAACUGUUACCAUUAUUUUAGAAUUCCAAUAUUCUUUUGUCUUCUGCUGAUCUAAAACGAAAUAAUUGGAAGUAUGGUCUUUAUUAUUUAUUGACUAUGUAUUGUUGACAGAAAGUUUAUAAAAUUUGCAGCAGCUGAUGUAUGCUUAAUGUUUUCAGGAGAUUUUGAAAAGACGUUUGCUUAUUUUACGGAAAUAAUGAACUGGUUUCUUUUAUAGAACUACCUUUGGUUAAGUAAUUUUAGAUGCUGAAAAUUUUUUUUAGUUUCUAUUGUUUAAUAAAUUUCUAUUUCUGCUUCCAUCUCAGAAUUAAAUAAUGAAAACAAACAUAACCUACUAGCUAAUCUAACUAUAGUUUGCUUUACAUAUGAAUAUAAACUAACUCAUCCGAUCCAAGGAUUAGCUGUUCUAAUCGUAAUCAUGUUUGGACAAUGCUAACUGGCUCCUCCUUGUUUCGGUGUUCCAAAAAUUUGUUUGCUUUUUCAUUUCAAAAGUUUACGUCAAGCAAAAGCAGAGGAUGACCUUAUAAAUCGUUCAAAUUGUUUACGGCAACUAUGUAUUUUCGAUAAAUGUUACUGCUUUAAAAAAAUAUGAAAAUUGUUUAUUUUUAUUAUAUUGAAGUGUUAAUGCUAAUGUGUUGAUGGUUAUACAUAUUUUGUGUCAGAAAGAAACAAGAAAAUAAAAGCCUGAACAAGAAAUAAAUUUACUUUUUUAACAUGACCAAAAUUUAUUUCACACACAAUUGUAUGAAUGAAUUACGUUUGUAAAAUAUCAUGACUAUGAAAUUUUUCUACAUUUUGUAAAUACGUCUAUGCUUUUAAGAAUUGUGCAAAAAGCAACGGUCUGUAAUUAUUUGAAAUAUGUCACGGUCAGAUAUAAUACACGAAACGCAAACGACAGAGCUUAAUGAACAGAUAGUCGAUCAGAAUUCCUUUGCGAAUAUGGUGUCUGCAUCAUAUACUCACUACGGCAUAUUAGUAAGAAACGAUCAAUACGAAGGUGUAGCAAGUGGGGCUUCUUUAACAUUGGCGAAUAACAGUAGAAAAUUUGAUGGUGAUGACAUCGAGGACCUUGACCAGGCGAACGAGGAUUCUCAGGAUUUAGACAUGCAAAGCAUUGAUGACGUUUUGAUUACAGAUUCGCAAUUACAAAGCCAUGUGUUCCUUAAUACAUCGCCAUUUCAACAGGAACUGUGUGUUUCUAAUUCAUCUAUUCUAACGCCUUCAAUAUCAACAACAGCCGGCAUUAAUUCACGUAAAAAGCGGAAAAGUGUUCUGAAACAAACAAGUCAGCAACAAGCGUCUGCAUCCAUUUCUAAUACUGCAACAAAUAGUCAGCCUUUAAAUGUAAAUACAUCAACAUCGUCCCUUGCUAAUAGAAGACCAAUGAGCCCAAAAAAUGCAGCUAAUAUCAAACCACCAAAUAAUAUAGUUCAAAUUCCAACUACGCAGUUUAAUCAUUUCGGUUCUAGAUUAGCUGGUGAUAUAAUGACAGAUGAGCACGCUAGACCACGCCGUUGGGAACAGAAACAGGUACAAAUAAAGACUAUGGAAGGAGAAUUUAGUGUAACCAUGUGGGCAUCAGGUAUAUCAGACGACGAUGCGUCGAAUGAUGAUCAAGAUAACGAUUAUCUAGGUUAUAUGACAAAUAAUACCACGACGACGCCGCAAAAUAACGUUCCACUCAAUUCCAAUUUUAGUGACAGCAUAAGUCCGAUACCAUCUGCGCUCCUUGAACACAGUAAUAGUUUACAACAAGACCUUUUCCAGCAACAUCUACUGUUGCAACAACAACAAAUACUAAUACAUGAUUCGUCUACUACCUCGGGUGCAACAGUCGUGCCCACAGGCGCUUCUUUAUCUAAUAUACGCAAUCCAACGGAAUCUAAACAAAUCACUAAUCAUAAACAAAAAGUGAAAAAGGCCGCACCUGGCAAUUUGGCAACAUCCAGAAACUUGUCCUUGAUAACUACGGGCAAUAGACUUGCAACAGCGCUAGCCAUUGGGAGCUCACCGGAAGUUCCAACUAUAGUAAUGUCAACGGAAGAGGCUUCUACCAAUGUACAAAUAAAUGCACCACAUGUACAACUAACAGACAAUUCAAAUUCGACAGCGAUAGUUAUGGCGCACAUGCAACCAGAAAAUAAUGCGACUCAGUCGUUCUCAAUGGGCGUUAUUUUACAAAGCAGUGGUGCACAUAACGCUCCCUCCAUUUCGCCACCCCCACUUAGUUACAGAACAACAAACACCACGUCUGUGGAUGUUGAUUCUACCAUAGCUGAAGUUCAGUGCAACACUAUCAAUAUUUCUGAUGACAAAAAAAUUGCUUGUCCACACAAAGGUUGCAAUAAAUUAUUUCGUGAUAAUUCUGCUAUGCGAAAACAUUUACACACGCAUGGACCCCGAGUUCACGUUUGUUCCGAAUGUGGGAAAGCGUUUGUAGAGAGUUCUAAACUGAAACGUCAUCAGCUUGUACAUACUGGCGAAAAGCCAUUCCAAUGCACUUUUGAAGGCUGUGGUAAGCGCUUUUCAUUGGAUUUUAACUUGAGAACUCAUGUCCGGAUACAUACCGGGGACAGACCCUACGUUUGUCCAUUCGAUGGUUGCAAUAAAAAGUUUGCUCAGUCUACCAAUCUUAAAUCCCAUAUUCUCACACAUGCCAAAUCAAAACGGAACACGUCCAUGGGUAAUGGUGGUGGUCGUACUAUCAAUAAUGGCGGUGUUCAGCAAGCUGCCGGCAUAAUGCAACAAGUGUCCUCACAACACGUAAUCAAAAUGGAGAAAACCGAUACAGAUUUCAAUUCUACAUUCGUUGUUUAUGCAGAUUAAAUUUAGAAAUAACUUUUUCGGUAUUUUCGAAUAACUUAUGGUUCAAAAAGAGUACAUAUACACGUAUAUACAAACCUAUACUCUCAGAUUUGAGGAGUACAUUUUCAAUUCAUGUAGGGAUACAUAUAUUUCCCCUCUGUUUAUGUGUACUACGUGUAUAUUUUUAAAAUAAGUUCAUCAAUAUAACUUUUUUAUGUAUAAUUAGUACGUAGUAUAUUUUAUACAUUCAUAGUUUAUAAACACCUUGUAAUUUUAAAACCACUUCUAUGGAAAAGUCAUUGAAACAGUGUACUAGGGCACAUUAACCGUUUAUGGCAAAGAAGAGAGAAAGGAAAGGAAAGCAAAAAGAGACAGCAUUUAGCAAUACAGCAGAAAAAAUGUUUAUGUGUGGCAAGAAAUACGUAUUUUUCAUAAAUCAAAGCAAUUACGUAGGAAGCAAAUGCAUAAAGCGAGGUUUAGUACUUAUUUUUCUCUUGUUUUUUAUAUAUUUUAUAUGCCACGUACAAAGCAUAGUUAGGAAUCUCGUCACCUUGUGUGCAUAUACACCUAGCUGAGACAGUAAUUUCAAAAUUUAAUUUUAUAAUAACUAUUUCGAUCAAGUGUCUAUAUAAUUUUUGUUCAACGUAAACUGAAAUAAUCUCAUUGCGGGAAAUAGACUCUUCUGUGUUAAAUUUAAAUUGUUCUAUAUUUACCCUUUUAGGUGAAGGUAAAAAAAUCGGUUCAUAUGAAUAAUGAAAAAAAUGCCUACAGGUUACAUAUUAACAAUUACGUAUUUUGCUGUCACAUAUUUUUAAUCAAAAAUUGAGAAAAUAAUACGGAUUCAGAAUUCUUAUUAUCUGCUACAGAAGAAAAAUUGGAUUUUUGAAAGUGUUGUAACGCGUAUAUAAAUAGACCGGAGAGAACUAAAUAAGAGUGAUUAAACAUAUUUUCAAACCAGGGGCUGGUUUACGGCUGCUGACUUCGAACACGAACGCGACUCCACCAUUUUUCUGAUUAUGCUGUAUUGAAAGUUUACAUGUAAUCUUAUUGGUGUAUCAGUGCUAAUAUAAAUGCAAAUAAAUGAAAAGAGGAGGAAAGUAAACAAUCAAAUAAGCAAAACAACAAUCCAAAUAA